Molecule: messenger RNA, 5176 nt
Organism: Periophthalmus magnuspinnatus
Lineage: Eukaryota; Metazoa; Chordata; Actinopteri; Gobiiformes; Gobiidae
Gene: usp33
Product: ubiquitin specific peptidase 33
Exons: 24
Coding region: 153-2873 (906 amino acids)
Biological process (GO): protein deubiquitination
Molecular function (GO): cysteine-type deubiquitinase activity; zinc ion binding
Source: RefSeq, a predicted model, not a curated record
AGAGCGCAGCAGCAGGAGGCGCACGGACUUUAAACUGAAGGAUUUCCACUAAAACAUGUCUCUUAUUAUGAUCUGAAUCUGUGGAUGUGAGAUUUUACCGCCUCUACUUGAACAGGACUGCAUCUGCUCACUGUAAAGCCCAGGGUUGAGUGAUGCCUCCAGGCUCCAGUGCCGACUGCCCUCACCUCGAUUGUGUGGGGGAGAUCACCAAAGAGGAACUCAUUCAGAAGUCUCAUGGCCAGUGUCAAGACUGUGAAGUAGGAGGACCAAAUCUUUGGGCAUGUCUUGAGAAUGGAUGUUCAUAUGUUGGGUGUGGAGAGUCUCACGCUGACCACAGCACUGUCCACUCACAGGACACCAGACACAACUUGACCGUGAACUUAACCACACUCCGAGUCUGGUGCUACGCCUGUGCAAAGGAAGUAUUCUUGGAGCGAAAACUCGGACCAAAUUCACCGAAUGGCAACAGCAAAGCUCUUACUUCUGCCCCCAAUGCUGCCCAGGAAAAUAGCAGAUCCCCUGGGAGCCCUACGUCCCUGAGAGUACCCUCUAGUGGCGGCAGUGAGGACUUGGGCAUGGAGACGGAGGAAGAAGAGGACCCACGAACAAGAGGUCUGACAGGUCUGAAAAACAUUGGGAAUACGUGCUACAUGAACGCAGCUCUCCAGGCCCUGUCAAACUGCCCGCCUUUGACGCAGUUCUUCCUUGAAUGUGGAGCCCUGGUGAGGACUGACAAGAAGCCAGCACUCUGUAAAAGUUAUCAGAAACUCGUAUCAGAUCUCUGGCACAUAAACAGACCCUCCUACGUCGCACCGACCGCUCUUUUCCAAGGGAUCAAAGCCAUUAACCCCAUGUUCCGAGGAUACUCACAGCAGGACUCCCAGGAGUUCUUGCGCUGCCUGAUGGACCAGCUUCAUGAGGAGCUGAAGGAACCUCUCCUGGAGCCGUACGACUGCUCCAGCUCAGUCUCCGUGGAAACCGGCCCUGAGGAGGACACCCGCAGCCAGUCGGAGGAUUUCCAGUCCUGUGAGUCCUGUGGCAGCAGCGAGAAGGCCGAGAACGAGCUGCAGGGAGGAGUGGGGGACACCAACGAGGCUGAGAUGCUGAUCCCAGAGCAGGAGGAGAUCCAGGCGAACCGUGAGUGGCAGAAAGAAAAGAACAUGAUAAAUGACCUGUACAGAGCCACAGGAGGAGGGACAGAUGCAGACAAAGAUGUAGACACGACCAAUGAGACGACGCCCAUCAUCAGCACACAGGGGGCACUCAAAGUACAGAGCCGCAUCUCAGAUUCAUUCCCAGACAUCCAGUUAUCCAACAACGCGGUUCAUCCGAGGCCCCAGAGCCCAGUACCCAUGGAGGGCCACUUUCCCAAAAUGUCCACAAGUCCUCCCAAGUCCUCAGGAUGGCCCAGUCUCAACCCUGCACACAAGAAAGCAAUGGCCACAUUUUCUCCACCAAAGAACAAACGUCAGAAGAAAUAUCGCAGCGUCAUUUCAGAUGUGUUUGAUGGGACCAUAGUCAGCUCUGUGCAGUGCCUCACCUGUGAUCGGGUGUCUGUGACAUUGGAGAACUUCCAGGAUAUCUCGUUGCCUAUUCCCGGGAAAGAGGACUUGGCAAAGCUGCACUCUGCGUCCCAUCAGACGGCCUUGGUGAAGGCGGGGUCAUGUGGGGAGGCCUAUGCUCCACAGGGCUGGAUCUCCUUCGUCAUGGAGUACAUCAAGAGCUGGUUCUGGGGCCCUGUGGUCACACUGCAGGACUGUCUUGCUGCAUUCUUCGCUCGAGAUGAACUGAAAGGGGACAACAUGUACAGCUGUGAAAAAUGCAAGAAAUUACGAAACGGAGUCAAAUUCUGCAAGAUGCAAAGUCUCCCAGAGAUUUUGUGCAUUCACCUGAAGCGUUUCCGACACGAGUUGAUGUUCUCCACAAAGAUCAGCACUCACGUGUCCUUCCCUCUGGAGGGUCUGGACCUGCAGCCUUUUCUGGCCAAAGACAGUUCAGCCCAAACCACAAACUACGACCUCCUGUCAGUCAUUUGUCACCACGGCACAGCCAGCAGUGGACAUUACAUCGCCUACUGCCGGAACGAUACCAACAACUUGUGGUAUGAAUUUGACGACCAAAGUGUGACUGAAGUGUCCGAAUCCUGUGUGCAGAAUGCAGAGGCCUAUGUGCUGUUUUAUAAGAAAAGUAACGAGGAUGCAGUGAAGGAGCGGAGGAGGGUCUCUGGUCUUCUGAACAUGAUGGAGCCCAGUCUGUUGCAGUUCUACGUCUCCAGACAGUGGCUCAACAAGUUUAAGACCUUCGCUGAACCAGGAUUAAUCUCCAACGACGACUUUCUCUGCUCACAUGGAGGGGUACCACCAAACAAAGCCAGUUACAUUGACGACCUGGUUGUAAUGCUGCCUCAAAAUGUUUGGGACCACCUCUACAGCAGAUACGGAGGGGGCCCUGCUGUCAACCACCUGUACGUCUGCCACACUUGCCAGAUCGAGAUCGAAAAAUUGGAAAAACGCCGAAAAAAUGAGCUGGAUAUGUUUGUACGGCUCAACAAGGCGUUCCAGGAGGAGGAGUCCCCGGUGGUCAUAUACUGUAUCAGCAUGCACUGGUUUCGGGAAUGGGAGGGCUUUGUCAAAGGGAAAGACAAUGAUCCACCAGGACCAAUCGACAAUUCAAAGAUAACAGUGAACAAGAAUGGGCAUUUAGCUCUCAAACAAGGAGCCGAUUCAGGGCAGAUUUCUGAAGAAACGUGGAACUUCCUUCACUCGAUUUACGGCGGCGGUCCUAUGGUCACCGUUCGCCCAAGUGUCACGCACCAAGAGUCAGAAAACAGCCAAUCAGAGGAGAAGAUCGAAGUGGAGACGCGGUCGCUUUAAAUUAUUUCGAAAAAGAUAUAAACUCUGCAACGAAAAUCAAACUAAACGCCUUCAUUAUUUUGCACUUAACUUUUUAUUUCAAAUGGACCUCGUGUUUCCUCGCUUCACAGCAGCCUUUUGACAGCUCACAUGAAGAAAGAAUUACUUGCUGUACAGAUGUCUAUAAAAAAUGAUAAUGAUUCACCGUAGCAUUGUAGUUUUCACAUUUUCGAACCAAGCAUUUAUUGAUGUACAGCUAUGAGUCCUUCGGAAUGCCAUAUCUGUUUGUUUUGUUCCUUUUUUUUUUUUUUUUUUUUUUUUUUUUACCAAAAUGUCAAAUUUUAUUUGUUGCUGAAACUGAUCAAUCAAAAUAGGUUGUGUUCACAUACAUUAGGGUUGCGAAAAGCAUUGAAAAUCAGAUACUUAAACUAAUAUUGAAAAUAGAUACUCAUUUGUGCAGGUAUUGAUGCAAAAAAGUUACAUUCAUAUAACAGAAAUGAACCUUUCUUGAAUAGUUUUAGAACAAUCUUGAGCUGUAUCAGAACAAAUAUGAGACCACAGAGACUAGUACACACCUAUGGACCACGAUGGAACGUACCUGGACGACUGAGGGAUCACAUAGGUUAUCACUGUGGUAUCUGAAGUAUUGAAGUAUAAAAUUGAGUUGAAAUUUUAGUGUUGACCUGGUUUAUGGUUAAUAACGCUAUAAUUAUUGUAAUUACUAAGCCUAUCCACAUGAAACAAAAACUGAUACAAAAUUGUAUUCCUUCUCUAUCAGCAGAAAUAAAUUUUAACUAAAUAAAAAAACAAAACAAAUAAAAUGUGAAUGCAACCUAUUACAUUGUUGUUUUUGCUGUAAAUAAGACUCACUUCUAUUGUAAUGAGUGGUGGAAAAAGGAGAUAUUUGUGACACUGUUAAAAGGUUAUGAAGGAACGUAAUGGGAACUAGUCUCAGGAAUGAUUCUGUAUGUUUUUGCACUGAUCUGUAGAUGACUUCAAAAUGGCAUGUUCUCAAUGCAAAUGUGUGUUUGUAUUAGAGCAGUGAUUCUCAGACUUUACGUACCAAGUGAAAUACCACCAUAGAAAAUAUCAAGCUUUCAAAAAAUGAUGUUAAAGAUGGGGUAUUAGGCAAAAUUGAGUUUUUGGAGCUUUCUACCAUGUUGUUUCUUUAUCAAAAACAUGCCAGAAGAGGUUUGAUAUGUCAUUCAUGCAUGAGUAAUCUUGCAAUCUCUACCAGGCACUAUUCAAAAUCCCUCUUUACGGUUAUCAGUAGAAUUCUGUCCUAUGUCACCUAUGCUCCCGCACGGCAAUUUUCCAUAAAUAAUGCAAAUGCAGAACACAAAACAAUAGAACUACAACUUAAGAACCUGAUACGAUGUGUUGUUUUCGGCAAAUAUAGGAUUUUCAAAACAAAAGGUAACAUGUUGAUCUAAAUAUGUCAUGUGUCAGGAAUUAAUAUCCCAUAGAAGUGUAAUACCCCUGCUUUAAUUACUAAACAUUACUUAAAGUGCACUGUGUAAUUUUUCUGGGCCAGCUACCUGCUUGUCUCCAUAAAGAUGUUAUUGCCUUUCCUGAAAUGUUCAAGACCAUGCUAUUAAACCUAUCUUUAAUUUACUCAUUUACAGGUUUACUUUUAGUGCACAAAAAUCCCCUGGAAAAUAUGAGUAGGGGUAUCUCUCUGCAAAUGUGAUAUGUAUAAUGCUGCUCUAUGGAACAUUUCAGGCAAAGCAAUAACAUAUGAACAAGCAUGUGCCGUACCCUCCGCUAGAAAGUUUACAUAGUGUACCUUUAGCAUUGUCUAAAGUAACUCUAAACUAGGUCUAAACUAGGUUUGAAUUGGUUAAAAGAGCUAUUGACUGUACCCUCGUUUGAGAACCACUGCAUUAGAAUGUACCAUUAAUGAAAGUAUGUUGGCAGCACUUGACUAUUUAUCACAAACAAGAAGUGAAUUUUAGAUUUAUGUCAAUAGGUUUUGCAUAUUUAAAAACUGAUGGUAGGCCACAAGCUGUUGAGAUUGCAUGCUCUGAUUCAUAUUACCAUUAAUCGCAUGUACAUUGAAAGCUGCUCACAAUCUCUAGACCAGUGCCCACUAUAUUGUACUAAACUAGGGAAAUCACACUAUGUUUAAUCUUAGAAAACUAAUCAAUUAAAGGCAUUAUUUUUUGUCAGAAUAAAAGGGCAUGUUGCUUCAAGUGUUGGCUAAGGGGGAAUAGCCAACAAAUUGCUGUAAUGCUACAAGAAGUCAUUGCAUAUUACCAGUAUGUCCCUAUACGUAAGAUCUUUGCUGAUUUUGCAAGCUGGCAUUAUUAAAACUUGAUAAAUCC